Molecule: messenger RNA, 1206 nt
Organism: Drosophila busckii
Lineage: Eukaryota; Metazoa; Arthropoda; Insecta; Diptera; Drosophilidae
Product: odorant receptor 59b-like
Exons: 3
Coding region: 1-1206 (401 amino acids)
Biological process (GO): detection of chemical stimulus involved in sensory perception of smell; sensory perception of smell
Cellular component (GO): plasma membrane
Molecular function (GO): olfactory receptor activity; odorant binding
Source: RefSeq, a predicted model, not a curated record
AUGUCAAUAUCAUCGCUGUUUAAGCUUGUGACACCAGCUCCGCUGACGGAAAAAAUGCAAUCUCGGGAUGCCUGCAUCUACAUGUACCGAGCGAUGGACCUGAUGGGUUGGAUACCACCAAAAGAUGGACUAGCUCGUUAUAUAUACUUAAUUUGGACGUGUGUUCCAUUUCUCUGUGCAACGUUCUCCUUGAAUCUAUGCUUUCUAUUAAGCUACAUUAUGGACUAUCACAAUUAUUCAACUGGACAAUUCAUAACUUCUUUGCCAGUGUCUAUUAACGCAGUUGGCUCAUCAGUAAAGGCCACUAUUUUAUUCAUUUAUCUUUGGCGCUUGCGAGAGACGGAGCUACUGUUUGAUAAAUUAGAUCAUCAAAGGACAAGUGAUCAUGACCGUGAAAAGAUACAUCAACUAGUGGCCACCUGCAAUAAGAUCAUGCUUGUCUUUAUUUCUGUAUACGGCACUUAUGUUUCUGGCACAUUUAUAGCCUAUGCGCUAAGCGGUAGACCCCCAUGGUCUAUAUAUAAUCCAUUUUUUAACUGGCGCGAUAGCAUUUUGACCUUGUGGAUACAAUCUACCGUUGAAUAUAUACUUAUGUCCUUUGCUGGCAUGCACAAUUUGCUAUCCGAUACAUAUGGAGUUGUAUUUCUCCUCAUAUUUCGAAAACAUGCGGAGCUACUCAAAGACCACGUCAAUCGCCUACGCACGGAUACUACCAAAACGGAGCAGCAAAACUACGAGGAUCUUAUAAGCUGCAUUUCGGAACACAGACUAAUAGUGGGUUGCUGCAGUUGGAUGCGUCCUAUUAUAUCGGCCACAAUUUUGGUGCAGUUCCUGCUGAUUGGCGUCAUUCUGGGCUUGACUCUUAUAAACAUAUUCUUUUUUUCGAACUUCUGGCGUGGCUUGUCCUCGUUUACAUAUCUCAUUGCUGUGCUUAUGGAAACAUUUCCAUUUUGUUACAUUUGUAAUUUACUAAUUGAAGACUCGGAUGACUUGUCAAGAGCUAUAUUUGAGUCCAACUGGAUCGAUGCUGAUCAGGAGUAUAAAUCUGCACUAAUUUAUUUCAUGCUCAAUGCACAGAAGCCAAUAAUUUUUCUAGCUGGUGGAGUUUUACCAAUAACUGUUAGAACUAAUCUGCAAGUAGCUAAAUUUGCGUUCUCCAUCAUCACUGUGGUACGUCAAACCAAUCUGGUUGAAAAAUUUCAAUAA